Messenger RNA from Caenorhabditis briggsae, 1032 nucleotides. The coding region runs from base 1 to 1032 and encodes 343 amino acids. The transcript has 4 exons. Lineage: Eukaryota; Metazoa; Nematoda; Chromadorea; Rhabditida; Rhabditidae. The record is from RefSeq and is a predicted model, not a curated record.
AUGUUCCAAGUAGAACAACCAUACUCUGGUUUCCGGGAAGUUUCUUCCUCUUCCUCUUUUAAUGUACAUUCAACAAUCCCUGACCGAUUCUGGUUCAAUCCAGCUGCCAAUCAAAUUGUUAUUUCCAAACUUCCUCCAACAGAUAGUUCCACUUUGGUUAUUGCUAAUAUUGUUCCUGGAGAAGCUGUUCCAAGUUUGAAUGUUAUUUACGAGCAGUUUAUUUUCCAACAAAGAGAUGCAUUCAAUCAAAACUGUCGAAAAGAUUGCGGAUAUCUUGAUUCAAAUCAAAUGCGGAGUGAAAGACAGUCGUUCUAUAACAGCCAGAUCCCACAGUUUACAUUGGCAAAGAAACACUUCAACGUUUUUUUUCAAAAUGAUAGGAAUCCAAAUGGGUUUCUAGUCGGUAAACAAACAUCUACUUCAAAACUUCCGUUUUGGAUGAAAAUUGUCACUCCUGACAAGUUUUCGUAUACUACAGUUAUGAUUGCCAAUUCGCCAAAGGAAGGUGUUCUUCAUUUGUUGCUCAGGCACGGUCAUCAGUUUCGAUCGCUAAGCAAAGAUAUUCUUAAAGUUCUUCCGUCUCAAAAUUUGAAGCAGUUGUGUCGAAAAAUCAGGGACUAUUCAGCGGGUCCAAUGGCUAGUAAAAAAGAGAUCGCCGAGCAAAAAGAGAAUCUGAACAAUCAGUUCCUUAUAGAAAUGAGCACCAUGGAAGAGGCAGAAUUUUCCGAUUUAUUGCACUUACAACGAGAAAUGCGGGAUGUGAUUCAAAAAAUUGUUCAGCAGGAAAACUAUUUGGGUGAAUCCAUUAACACUAAUGGACAGCAACAAGUUUAUUGGAAAUCGGGAAGUAACGAAGUGAUGGUUUUAGGUUUGUCCGAGCAAUUGUUUCUUGGAGAAAUUGAUGGGGAUAAUAGAGGAAGAAAGAGACCAAUCCGGAAAAUUAUCACUAUUUUUGUUACUGGCAUUCAGGAUUAUGAGAAAAAGAAGAACAAUAAGUGGCCUGUUACGAAGCUUUUUGGUUUGAAAAUGUGA